CCAAUCAUUGCAAUGAGAGACCGCGACCAGUGAACUGCCCGCAGACAUUGUUGCUCGUUCAACGUUAUCUAAGUUAUCAGUCAGUUCGGGUGCGGACCGCGGAAUAGGUAUAUCGCUUUCUCCAGAGUUUCGGAACGCGGCGACGACGGUGCAAAAAAGUCGUGUCUAAUGAAGGUGUAGAACAAAUCUGCAAUUCUUCGGAAUCGGACCGAAGUUUGAAUUUCCGUGGAAAACCAGCGAUGGUGUUAUUUCGUCGAACUUCGAUCAUUGAGUUGAUUGUUUAAAAGUCAGUCGUGGCGAUUCCGAAUGGAGACACACAGGCUUGAACGAGAAAAAGUGAUAAAGGAAGCAGUUUUUUGGCGAUAAAGGUCAUAGAGAAAAGGCAAAUUCUGGUGCUACUACAAGACAUGGAUUUUUUUCUCAUACUUGACUCAAUUGCAGUAUGAAUGAUCGACUCCGUGUGCGUGCAGUGGAAGCACUUCAUUGAAGAGUAUGCGUAGUGAUGUGUAGAGACGCAGAUUGAAAUAUAUGAAUUAAAAAUUCUUGAAUCAAUGACAUUGUUAUAUCACGAUGGUGUGUACAAGUGAGGUGAAGCAAGCGAGGAGAUGCAGUCAAACAGAAAGAAGUAUUUAAUCUAUGAAGGCUGCAGUACCGAAAUGGCAAAUGCAAGACCUUCGUCGUCUGGGUACCUGCUGAAGAAAUGAAUCGUUGUGCCAAAAGUGCGUCAUAAGAAUGUGCAAAUUACAGUCAAUUGUAUGCAACCAGGGUGCAGCAAAAACACAUGAUUUCAAUUCUGAAUGGGCCUGGUGCGAGUAGUUAAGUGUCGCCAUCUUGCAUGUAUUCGCGCAAAUCUCUAUUCUUCCAAUAGGAAUCAGUCGUCAGUCUGCUCUUCUUGCAUACUGAUGUCGUCACAAAUAUUUUCUCGUACUUGUGAUUUCUGUGUAGUGUGAGAAGAGGAGUGUGGAGUUGGAAAAAUUUAGCUCCGUGUUUUUGCGUCCGAAAGUUAAUGUUCUGCAAGUGCAAAUUGGUGGAAACGAUGCCGUAACGACAGACCCAAUCAAUAUACUAACCGAGGAAUAGCAGGAAAUGUAAAAAAGUUCACAAAAUGAAUGAAAACUUCGCGGCUGCAGCUGCCGCAAAACAAAUGCCAAUCGAAAAGCUAGUGCGUGUUGGAUAUUACGAACUUGACAAAACCAUCGGAAAAGGAAACUUUGCUGUGGUGAAACUGGCAUCAAAUGUGAUAACAAACUCAAAGGUUGCAAUUAAAAUAAUCGAUAAAACAUGUCUCGACGAAGAGAACCUAGCGAAAACCUUUCGCGAAAUAUCGAUAUUGAAGGUGUUGCACCAUCCGCACAUUACACGCCUGUACGAGGUCAUGGAGUCACGUAAUAAAAUCUAUCUUGUGACGGAGCACGCGGCGAGGGGCGAAAUAUUUGACCAUCUAGUAGCGCACGGCCGCAUGAAGGAGGAAGAAGCCUCGCGUAUAUUUUCCCAGAUAAUCUCCGCCGUUGACUAUUGUCACAGCAAGGGCAUCGUUCAUCGUGAUUUAAAGGCGGAAAAUGUCCUGCUGGACAACGAGAUGAAUGUAAAGCUGGCGGAUUUUGGAUUUAGUAAUACCUUUUCUGAAGGAACGCCUUUGAGGACGUGGUGCGGUUCGCCACCAUAUGCAGCCCCCGAGGUGUUUCAGGGAGUAGAGUACGACGGCCCAAAGUCGGACAUUUGGAGCUUGGGGGUGGUGCUAUAUGUGCUAGUUUGCGGUGCCCUUCCCUUCGAUGGGGCGACGUUACAUGAUUUACGAAGCGUGGUCGUCGCAGGAAAAUUUCGCAUACCAUUUUUUAUGUCACAAGAAUGUGAGCACCUGAUUCGGCAUAUGCUUGUGGUAGAGCCUGAAAAGCGAUACACAUUGAAGCAGAUAGCGAACCAUAAGUGGUUGGAAAUGUACAAUGCCAUUCCGAUGCUAGAGAAAGCAUCCUACCUAGCAACCGAAGGCGCAAAUCUAGACACAAUUGUAAUGUCUCAUAUGUUACAACUUCCUGGGCUCACCGCCGAUAUGAUCGCACAGUCUGUACAUGAAAAUCGCUUCGACCAUAUUUACGCAAUCUAUUAUCUACUGGUGGACAAACUAAAGCAAAAGCGGAAAGAGAAAAGUAGGUUACAACAUCACGCCAGCUUGGCUUAUUCACGUUCCCGAAAGACUAGUAUUACAACAGGCGUAGUGGACAGGACUGAAGUAAUCAAGAAUGACUCAUUGGAAAGGCUAAGCCCGCUAACUAACAUGGGUUCACCAAUUCUCAAUAUGUCCGCUGGCCUGAGCACAACCGAAGAGCUGGAAAAGUAUGACACUGAAUCUGCAAACAUGCCCAAGACACCCGAAUCUACGGAUCAUCUGUUUCCACCAACGUGUGCAAAUGCGUUGGCCAAUACACGACGGCACACAGUUGGGCCCGGCGAUGUGGCCCAUGAGCAGGCAUUGGCCAAUCCGAACGCGCCCAUUAGUUUCAAAGUUGGCUCAGCAGAACAACAACCUCCCACGCAGAAUGUACCCAUCAAUAUUCCGAUGCUGCAGAAUCAACCGAUUCACAAUCUCACAAUCAAGGAUCAGCAUUUGUUGAAACCGCCUACCGUCAUGGGUGCUACUGGUGCCUUUGGAAGACGUGCUUCCGACGGAGGUGCCAACCUGCAUAUAUACUAUCCAACUUCAUCCAACGUCAAUGAGCAACCUGUUGGGGAAGUGGUGUAUGGCAGUCAAGCUACGCAUGUAAUGAACCCAGUGCCGGUUAUUAGCGACCAUCCGAUGCCGGUGCCUGGUAGUGGCCCAGAGGUUACAGAUGAUGGUAGCGAUGAAAUACAAAGAUAUAUGCACGGCCGUGGAUGCACAAAACGACACACGGUGGGAUGCACCGAAGAUCUAUCUGCUAAUAAUACGACGGCAAUGGAGCCUCCACAAGCACACUCACCGGCUCCAUCCACUGGAGGAACUAGUGGAGGAGGGCGCACACGAAGGACUGGUCUACUAACUGUCAUGGAACGACCUCCAGUGAUUAGUCCUGAACUUGUACGUGAAGUAGAGGCACGAAUGAACCGCAACUAUCUACCUCCAUCGUUAAUGAGUACAUCAAUGAUGCCAGCACCCUUGCCACUGCUACCAGCGCAUAUGUCCAACAGUGGGCCAAGUGGGUCCGGAUCGAUUUCGAUGGGGGUAUCCGGGUUACAGCCUGCCGCCAGAUCGAGUGCCCCAGUAGUCCCAGUGUUUGGAGGAUUUGGAUUGUCAAACGGAGUAGAACAAUGUCCUCCACCUCCUCCUCCACCCUCCGGGUCCUCUUUACAGACUACCUCGACACAACCCAAUAUCCCUAGCACUGCACUGCCGAAUGUUUGUAGUAGACGCUUUCAUAGAACAAGUAAACUGACUACUGUUCCAGAGAUUGGUCGCUACAGUCCGGUUCGACGAGCUUCAGAGGGUUCCAAAAUCAACACACAAUUCCAAGGACCAUUCCAAGAGUGCCAGCAGCUUCAGAAAGGCCUCAACGCAAACGGCGGUCAGCAACGUAACUUGCUAAUUACACCAAGUCCUCCGUUGGCAGACAACUCGGUGAGUUUGCCAGGCUCGCCAAUGCACUGCAAACCCUUUGAAGACAGAUCUCAGCAAGACAUUAUACUGCCCCAUGAUAUGAUAUUAUCACUGACUCCUGGGCUGGAAAAACUAGUGUUAGAAAAGCGGAUACAAAUAGAAACAGCGAAGAGCAUCAUGAAUACGCGAACAGUGCCAUUCGAGGUGCGCCAGCAGCUUGGGUUGUUUGCCCACGAUCUAACUCCGGAUCUAGGUUACACACUACAGCAGCAGUUGCAGCACAGUCAAAGCGUUUCGCCGCUUACACCUCGACCGGGCACUCUUCAGCCCAACUUUGCGGGUAGUAGUAUAGGUUCAGCAAAUUAUGGUUAUUUUGGUGGUCUACCGUAUCAAGGCACAAUGCCUGGAUUGACCUUUCCAGGUAGUAAUAGUAAUAGUGGAUGUCCUUCUCCUGUGUAUUAUAGUGAAUGUCCUUCGCCUAUCGGAGGUGGUGCCUCGCCUAUGCAUCAGAUUACACGUGGUAUUAGUAUUAUGAACACCGGAGGUAGUGCAACUUCGGCGGCUGGAGGUUCCAUAACCAGGGGAACUUCGGCUGCCUUUUCGUUGUCUUGCAAUGAACCGUUAGAUCUUAGCAUGGACGUUGUUAAUAACGAAGAACUAGAUUUUCCAAGAAAUAACUUUCUAAUGAAUCCAUCGACUGCUAGUGGUCCACCCCUUAAUUAUAUAGAUAUGAAAAAUUUUGGCCUUUUGCCUCCGCAGCAAAUGCGUCUUACUGCAACACCCCCGACAUCGCCUAAUCUAUGUAUAAUACAAGAAGAAAAUUCCAAUUCUGCCUUUAUCCAGGGCAACGCACCUUUCAAAAGCCAAUCUGCUGGAGCUUCUCCGGAAGAUUUGAGUUUCCAGCACACCCAUCCUCAGAUAUACCUGACGGAUGUCCAAGGAAGUGAAAUUACCCUAGUUGCGUCAUCUGACUCUAGUCAUGACAGUGACGAUUCACUCAACUGCAAGAGUUCUGGGCUGGGAUUCCAAGGGUUACUAAUAUCGGAACCGUCAAGUGAUAUGCCUUCUAUUACACGAGGUGUUGGAAGGAAAGCUAGUCUUGAAACGGAAAACAAUUCGACGUCAACUUCGGCAAAGUUGGAUACGGACACUAGUGAAUCGUACGCUCGCCGAGGCAGUGAUAAGUCACUCGGUUUCAGUGACGAUAGUUUAAGCAAUGAUUCAAACCAUUCGAAUCUUUCACCUAGUCAGGAGCCGUCCGCAAGUUCCGGUUUCAAAAGUUGCGAUUCUCAUUCCGAGCAAGAUGCAAGGCUUAGUCCGGAUUCCUUGUGCGACAACAAGAUGGACGAGUGCUACGAAUUGCCUCUGCCGCAAGAAUGUUCUGCACUUGACUCUUCUCGAAUUCUGGAACUGGUGAAGCGAAGAAUUGACUCCAAAGUGCCGCCCAUGGGAUGCGUUUUCAAUCCGCCCAAGCCUGACUUCGAGGGCGGCCAUCACAGUCGAAGCGAAAUGGAUAGUUCCUUGGCGAUGGGGGAAAGUUCCAAUCUAAGUCUAGAAUACUCGGGUGGACUGCAGAUCGAGUUGCAAGUUUUCGAGGGCCGCAUGAAGGACAGCCACAACAGUGGAAAGGGAAUCAAGCUACGGCGGAUAUCCGGGGAUCAAAACGAGUACGGAAAGCUUUGCCAGCAGUUGAUAACUUCGCUCACUGUUUGAAAGUACGACAGCCGUUUGACAGUCAAGUGCCGUAGACGUAUUUGAGCAUUUUGUUCAUUUUUAUUGCAAGCAAUAGUAUGCUUUAGCUUCUUGAAUGACAUUUUGUUAGACUUUUCUGGCAUUAUUAAGCAGUUAUUGUAUGUUGUGAAGGCCGAAUCCAGAGGAAGCCAGAAAGUCGGAGUACGAACGGAGUGUAAAUACAGCAGCACAUAGCGAGUUCGGUGUCCGUUUGGGAAGACUGACCUGAACUGUUUUGGUUUUGGAGUAAA
Aedes albopictus (Asian tiger mosquito) is the source of this 5553-nucleotide messenger RNA. It is a transcript of the gene Sik3, whose product is annotated as serine/threonine-protein kinase SIK3. Gene Ontology annotation, cellular component: cytoplasm. Gene Ontology annotation, molecular function: ATP binding; protein serine/threonine kinase activity. Bases 1106 to 5284 code for a protein of 1392 amino acids. The record is from RefSeq and is a predicted model, not a curated record. The transcript has 6 exons. Lineage: Eukaryota; Metazoa; Arthropoda; Insecta; Diptera; Culicidae. Gene Ontology annotation, biological process: intracellular signal transduction; protein phosphorylation.